CUUAUGCUAAAAUAUACAUGCCUAGAAAGAGGUAUGCCCAGACCCCGCUAAAAGAGGCUUUGCCUCCCCAUUCAUAAAUCUCUAGUGACGUCCCUGAUCCAUAACACUAAAGGACAGGUACAUAAAGUAAUGUCAUCACUUAGAUAGAAAAUAAAACUACCACAACUAACUUCCCGCUGAGCUGCAUUUUGCAGCGCAUGCACGCGACAUCACUUCGGGAGGCGCGUGCACGUGGCAGAUUGCAGCCGGACUCCAAUACGUCAUGACGCAAAGAGCGCGUGGGCACGCACGACUGUAUUAUUUUUUCUUAAGACCCGGAGAACAAGCGUGCAAUUGAAAAUCGUUUCUAAUCCGGACUGGUUUCAAGAUAUCAGCUGGACGAAAGACGGAGGAAGACUUUAUAAAAGAGCAACAGUUCAAGUUCAUGCACCGUUUCUGUCAAGAGACAGAAUUAAUACCAAAAUGCAAAAACUGCAGGACGUGGUGGAUGUGCCCAGUCUUAACCCGGAUCCUGAUGCACAUCUCACGGAGUGUUUGUGCUGUAAUGGCGAAGAUCAGCACACAGAGAGGACUCUGUUAAAGAUGUGUACAGUGAGGCUGGUGGAUUUCAGGAAAAUACAGGGUCUGAGUGCACAAAUGAUAUCAGAAAGAAAUCUACAGACUGGAGUUUCAGGUGAAUCCAGCAUGUCUGCUGGAGAGCAGCAACCACUGCAGGAUCAAUUAAAGAUGAAUUCAUUCAGACCAGAAGUGGAUUGUGGAACAAUUCAAAGCAGAAAAGGAACGGCUGAGAGUCAACCAGAAGAAGGGGCUUAUUAUCAUAAAUACCAACACAGCAAUUUCAUUUCUUCCAGUGCGUCCAUUAAGUCCUCUUGUGAUCAAGGGGAUGAAUCUACCUAUCCAGAAAAACGUAUUAAAGGAGAGAGCCACCGAAGAGUUAAGCUUGCAAGGAGUUCCUUUGCGUUAUAUCAUACAGGCCAAAGGGUAUAUCAGUGCAGACAGUGCAAUAAAAAUUUCAGCGAUUCAUCAGACUUUUCAAGACAUCAGAAAACGCAUACAAGAGAGAAGCCUCAUCGUUGCUCACAGCGUGCAAAAGAGUUUUCAGAAGGCUCAUAUCUGCGGCGGCAACAGAAAGUGCACACUAGAUUUAAACCUCCUAGUUACUCUGAGUGCGGCGAGACUUUCACUCAGCCAUCAAGCCUUACAGUGCAUGAGCGAGUGCAUGCAGGAGAAAAGCCCUACAUGUGCACACAGUGUGGAAAACAGUUCUCAAGCUCGUUAGGUGUUCGGAGACACAAGAAAGUACACAGUCAAGUGAAGCCUCAUCAGUGCUCCGAGUGCGGUAAACAGUUCCUAUGUUCCAGCACCUUAAGGAUUCACAAGAGAACACACACCCAAGAGAAGCGCUAUCAGUGUUUCGAGUGCGGUAAACAGUUCGUACAUUCGUCAGCCUUAAACUACCACAAGAGAAUACAUACACAAGAGAAGCGUUUUCAGUGCUCAGAGUGUGGUAAACAGUUCAUACAAUCUUCGUCUCUUAAACAUCAUAAAAGAAUACAUACUGGGGAAAAGCCGUACAAGUGUUCUCAAUGUGAGAAGGCAUUUCCUCAUUCUUCUGCUCUUAAAGUACACCAAAGGCUACACACUGGACAAAAGCCUUACCACUGUGACCUGUGUGGAAAACAGUUUUCACAAUCAACACAUCUGCGAACCCACCAGAGAGUGCACACCGGAGUAAAGCCUUACGUCUGCUCUCACUGCGGCAAGUCUUUCAGUCAGUCGUCACAUCUUGCAGUGCACAAACUAUUGCACACCGGACAGAAGCCUUACUGCUGCCCCACCUGUGGCAAAGGAUUCGCAACACCAGCCUACCUUAAGCUGCACCAGAGAAUUCAUACCGGCGAAAAGCCAUACCAGUGUUCUGUGUGUGGAUGGUCUUUCACUCAGUCUCACAGCCUCAAAGAGCAUCUUGGAAAACACUGGCGAGAAGCGCUACCAGGGGUUUAAAGUCCAGUAGAGCAUUCAGAGAUUUUGGCAACCUUAAAUACCAAAUUUGGCAUGAACAUUACCUUCACUUUUCCCUUCAAGUUUGAGAUGAACUGUGCUGGAAAUGAAGGUCUCACCAGACCUUCUCACCACAUACAUCAUGUUUAAGUCUGGUACACUAAGCUUAAGUCUUAUUGGCACUCCAAGAGAAUGGGCAAAAAUGAAUGUAUAAUUAACCCUGAUCCUACCCACUGGGGUACCCGCUGACCCCUGAGGUAUACUUUUUGUCAUAUCUCGCAGGUGCUUUGUUGGAUCAUUCCAAUUUUUCAUGACUUUGUCAAUCAAUUUGUUCCUAAUGAUUUCAUAUCAUUGCUUUCAGUUUCUGUUUUAAUUAGUGCUUUUUAAUAAUAAAAGCACUCAUUUCCGCCUAUGCAGUUUUAAUAAAUGGAACUAUUUAUUCAGUUCAUGUUUCCCAUAGUUCAUAAUUUAAAGUAUCACAAACUAUCAGAGGGGGAGGGUGCACUCUGUCAGUCAUUCUGAAGGAGAUGGACACAGAUUCAGCAGACACAGAUGCCUUCAUCAUCUGGAUGGGAACUUCCCAGAUUGGAAGUUUUCAGAAUGUUGCAGACGUAGCUGGAUCUACCUGAGACAAUUGGGGAAUGCCCUGUUCAUGCCACACAUGAAGAGGAGAAUUGAUACUGCCAUGCUCCAAGCCCCAAUCCGAGCAGCAGUGGCCAUCAAUGGGAGUGAGGGAAAACACCUGCUGCUGUGGACGUCCAAAGAUCGUCUGGAAAAUCUACUCGUAAAAAGUGUAGGCUUUGCUCGCGAAACACAGACAGGAAGGUAGCAAAUGUUUGCUCCUUUUGUCACAUGCCAGUAUGCCCUGAGCAGAGCAUGAGCCAAAUCGUGUGCUAUACCUGUACGUAGUGUGUGGUGUUCAUAGUUCAAUGUAAACACCAUUUAUUUUACAUUAUGUAUAAAUUGAAAAAUCUUAAUUUAAAUUACAUGUAUUCAACAUUUAUUUUGACAGGGGGUCAUACUGAGACCAAGGUCUAUCUACGUUUGUAUUGAAAGACCAAUAAAAAAAAAAAUUUAAAAAAAAGUGAAGUUUGAAUGACUAUGGGUUUACUUCAAUUAUUUUAUAUUGGGGUCAAAAUGACCCCGGUUGGUUUCACCAUAUAAAUAUAACACAAAUAUUGUUUACUUGAAAAUAUGGAAAACUAAAUGAUACCAGAAUGAAAGGAUGGUAAAUAAGAUUUUACGUACUAAAGUGGAUUGUACUUGGUAUUAAAGCUGCAAUUUGUAUUAAAGAAAAGUAUCUAUUUUUGUUUUGCACAAUAUGCAAACUGUAACGUUCCUAAAAUAAUAAUAAUUUGCCUUUUUUUCCCCCCAGAUAACAUUUUUAUAGAUAACAUAAUUACAUAACUAAUAAUGUUUUUAAGAGGAAAUAAGUUAACAUUUUGCUAUGACGGUUGUUUAUU
This is a messenger RNA of Ictalurus furcatus (blue catfish), 3464 nucleotides long. RefSeq names its product zinc finger protein OZF-like. Lineage: Eukaryota; Metazoa; Chordata; Actinopteri; Siluriformes; Ictaluridae. Gene Ontology annotation, cellular component: nucleus. Gene Ontology annotation, biological process: regulation of transcription by RNA polymerase II. Gene Ontology annotation, molecular function: DNA-binding transcription factor activity, RNA polymerase II-specific; RNA polymerase II transcription regulatory region sequence-specific DNA binding. The coding region runs from base 463 to 2004 and encodes 513 amino acids. The transcript is spliced from 4 exons. The record is from RefSeq and is a predicted model, not a curated record.